Molecule: messenger RNA, 1459 nt
Organism: Sorghum bicolor (sorghum)
Lineage: Eukaryota; Viridiplantae; Streptophyta; Magnoliopsida; Poales; Poaceae
Product: AT-hook motif nuclear-localized protein 7
Exons: 5
Coding region: 1-1089 (362 amino acids)
Molecular function (GO): minor groove of adenine-thymine-rich DNA binding
Source: RefSeq, a predicted model, not a curated record
AUGCAGAUGGAGGGAGGAAGGGAGGGUAUUGCAGUGGCGCCCGGAGGUGGUGGCCAUGAAUCCGGCGGCCAUGGCAUGUUCAGAGCAGCAGCAGCAGCAGCAGACAUCGCCAUGGCGGAGGCGCAAGAAGAAGCAGCAGUGAAGGGGUACCAGUCCUCUCCGUCGACGUCCCCCACGCCGUCGCCGCCACCACCGGCUGCGGCUGCGGCUGGCCACGCCGGGGACGCCGCCGCGACUCCGCUUGCCUGGAGCUUGGGCGGCGAGGAGAAGCCGAGUGGCGCCGCGGGGGACAACAACGGCAUGCAGACGGCCGGGCAGAGCGGCGAGCACGCCAGCCUCAGCUCCGGGCGCCGCCGCGGCCGCCCGCGCGGCUCCGGGAGGCGCCAGAUCCUCGCCACUCUAGGGGAAUGGUACGCGAUGUCAGCCGGAGGGAGCUUCACGCCUCAUGUCAUCAUCGUGGGUACUGGGGAAGAUGUGGCGGCGCGCAUCAUGUCGUUUUCUCAGAAAGGUCCACGCUCGGUCUGCAUCCUCUCUGCCAACGGGACAAUCUCUAAUGUAACACUGAGGCAGCCGGAUGCAUCUGGUAGCACCUUCACCUAUGAGGGCCGUUUCGAGAUUCUGCAGCUGAUGGGCUCCUUCACAAUGGCUGAGGAAGGUCGGAGGAGAACCGGCGGGCUCAGUGUUUCCCUUGCUGGCCCUGAUGGCCGUGUAGUUGGUGGCGUAGUGGCUGGGAUGCUGCGUGCUGCAAGUCCUAUACAGGUGAUCGUUGGAAGCUUCCUGCCCAACAGCCUGAAGCAGCAUCAGAGGAGGAUGAGCAUGCAGCAGCAACCCUCCCCCGUUUCACCAGCGUUACCAGCACUUGUGGCGCCCCCACCGGUGCUCACCACAGCCACACCAAUCUCUCAGGCAGGUCCGGGGAACGGGUUCCACGCACCGCCACCCUCGGCCACACCUCCCCAGCCCCACGCCAGCGCCAUGAACCUGAACUCGACGGGCUUCACCAUGGUUGGUUGGCCUGCAAGCUCGCCGCAGCCCUUGGCAUACAGGGCUUCACCUGACAUCAACGUCAGCUUGACUCCCCAGGAGUAGGAUCACUGGUCGCGACAGUUCGUCUUUGGUUUUUUUGUUCACCCUCAGUGCUGACACAUUUUGGGAGGGAGGGAGGGAGGAAGUAAGCUAGAAUGAUGAACUCAUGUUAAGUAGUCAAGAUAGAGUGUGGCAGAUGCUCUGAACGAGAAUGAACUAAUCUGUGUUACUUUAGGUAGGAGGUGCCAACUUGUUGGGUUACUGCUGUUGCUUUUGGCCAUGACUGGCAGUUGAUUUAGUUCUAGUCCUUUUCAAUUUUUUUGUCUUUCUGCCCUGCAGCCGUGCUUGUUGGAUUUGUGGCGUCGUGCUAUUUAGCCUGUUCUGUUAAUGGUGAAUCUGCUGAUGAUAGAGGAACCAACUGAUGAUGAUCAAA